GAAAAGAACAGCUUGCCGCGAUCUUCUGCUAUGACACUUCAAUGAACAACAGCCAUGGCUGCCUUCCGUAGACUUAUUUCCACAUCGACUAAUUUCUCAUCUACCUCAGGGAGAUUUGUAUUUUGGAAACAAACACCGAAGAGAACUAAGACAUUUAAACGUAUUGCAACUGGAGUAUGUAUCGCCACCGGAGCUGGUUUCGCGAGUUAUUACAAUGUCCAAAAUACACUGUCAAACCAAAUCGAUAAUGGUUUACUUCUCGCAUUACCAGAAGUAUCUGCUACAGAUAAGGCCAAGACAUUUGAUCUGGAUGAUGGGGAUGUGUACAUGUCGUCCCAUGAGGCCAGGUUUCGGUUGUUCAGCUCAGUGGAAUAUGAGGGACAGCUCUAUAUGACCCCACUGAACUUCAUUGAGUCUGUCACCAUGGGUGAGCCUAAGAAAAAGAGGAUUUGGAAGUCUCUAACAAAACAGGAGUUGGAACAGAUGCUGGCAGACACCCCUCCUGUUUUUAAAGGAUCAUCCAAUUUAUUCAGGAACCUACGUCACCGAGGCAUCAUCGGUUACACAGAGUAUCUAUUCCUGCUCUGCAUUUUAACAAAACCUCAUGCUGGCUUUAAGAUAGCUUUCAACAUGUUUGAUGCAGAUGGAAACAAAAUGGUGGACAAACGGGAGUUCUUGGUGCUUGAGGAAAUCUUCCGUAAGAAAAAGGAUAGAAAAGAAGCAGAUGAUGGUGCUCCAAGGUCUGACAAGCUGAACUUACAACUGUAUGGGAACCGGGAGUCCCGUGCACAGAGAGUCCUUAGAAAAGAGGCCCAGCAGUUAGAGCCCCGGGGCAUGUGGGAUGCUCUGAGAAAGGGGGCAAGCCAAGCUCUCUUUUCUGACCUGGAGAAUAUAGAUGAAAAUAUGACCGACACGACCCUGCUGGUUCAUUUCUUCGGGAAAAAGGGAAAGGCAGAGUUGGGCUUUGAUGAUUUUUACAGAUUCAUGGACAACUUGCAGACAGAGGUGCUUGAGAUUGAGUUCCUGUCCUAUUCCAAAGGCCUGCCUAUCAUCAGUGAGGAGGACUUUGCCCACAUCCUGUUGCGUUUCACCAACGUAGACGACAUUGCAGGUUACCUGGACAAUGUGCGCAAGAGCAUUACAGAUGAGAAGGGAAUCACCUUUGAUGAGUUCAGAUCCUUCUUCCAAUUCAUGAACAACUUGGAGGAUUUCGCUAUAGCCAUGCAAAUGUACAACUUUGCCAACCGUUCCAUUGGCCAAGAUGAGUUGGCCCGUGCAGUCUAUGUGACGACGGGGCUGAAGCUGACUGAACACCUGGUCAACACUGUGUUCCACAUCUUCGACGAGGACCGUGACGGACAGCUCAGUUACAAGGAGUUCAUUGGUGUCAUGAAGGACCGGCUGCACCGCCGCACGGCGUUUAGAGUGGAUGACAAGAAGAAGUUCACCUCUUUCAAGUCCUGUCUGAAGAAGGAGAUCUCGUCAGGCAGAUAGAUCACCAGCUGAAUGUCCUGCACUCUCAGUCUGCACCCCCCUCUACCUGGAUAGACUUCCCCUGAUCCAUGAAGAUCAUUCAAAACAACAGUGCAGUUCAUUUUACUAUCAAUGUGAAGAUGAGAGAAGGAUAGACUAAUGUGUCAGUCUCUGCAUAGUCGUCUAAAAAGUGGAAAUGAAAUGAAAUAGGAUUCUCCCCACCUAGGCCUAGUUGGAUGCUACUCGAGUUGUUUUCAAGUUGAGAUUGAUGUGAGAAGGAGGAUUUCUCUGACAAAGGAUUUCUCUGAUGACCCUAAGAGUAAGCCAUUUUAAAUACCUGAAGUCUUAAGCUUGUUGUUCAGCUUUCAGUCUGAAAUCAACAAUAUGUAGUACUGUGAUGUUAAGUUGCAUUGAUGGUAUUUUAUUUUUCUACCAGAUUGUUAAAAAAAAUGAAAUCAGGGGAAUGCUAUGGAUCAGGACUGGUGUAACACCUUCCUGGUCUUCUACAAGUCACACGAGCUGAUCGGGUCACUGGAAACUCCAACCUAUUGUUGCAACAGAUUUAUUCACCCAGGGUGAAUAUAUUAUUGGUUCAUCAUUCACCAUUUUACCGUAUUAAUUUGUUAUUAAUUAGUUUGUUUAUCACUGUAAGUCUUUGAAAAGGAAAAACCCAUUUGGUUGUUUUGUUGCUGGCAGGCUGUAGCUCUGACAGUGUGUGUAGUAUUGUUCAGUGUGGUUCCCUCCCAGUCCUAAACCUGCUAAUCUGCCUCUAUGCAUUGCUGACAUACUUUCUCCAAGCCUGUCUGCAGCCCACUGCACAGAUCAGCUUACGCAGGGGAGUACAGCCUCCCUCUUGUGUUCUGUUCACACGGCUGCCUUCUGCAGCUCAUUCUCAAAUAACUCAGUGCCAGCUAGCUAACACCUUUCAGAUUGGGCUUUUAUCUCUGGGGUUCAUUGUGUAAAUAGAGGCAGCUAACUCCGUUAAUAAUUAUUAUAAUCAAGAGUUUACUCUGAUGUAAUGGAGAAAUUCAGUGUGUAUAUUAACUAUACACACUAUUCACACUAGGCUUAUUCAGACUACUGACAGGGAUUCUAUACAAUGAGGACUUUAUGAAUUUGUGGUAAUUGUUUUUACUAAAGGCAAAAUACAAUGUUUAAAUAACAUGAGAUUACUGUUCAGAGGCGUACCUAUGUUUAUUUCCCAAUGGGUUACCCAGGAAAAUCUUAUUCUACUGUGUACCAUCGUGACAUAUAUAUUUUAAAAUGUCAAAUAUAGUGUAUAUGCAUUUCAGUGAUGUUUUCUAGAGACUGUAGUUCUGGUCUGAUGUGGUGGAUUUCCUGCUUGAAUAGAGACUUGGGUCUCUAUUAAAUCUGUAUCACAGAAAUUCAGCAUUACAGCGUGGUUGGAAUUUAAGGCAAUGUUCCUGUAUUAGCAGAGACUGCAUUCAUUGUAAACGCUGCAGAUGUCGGCUCAAUAGGAAAUGGCCUUUACGUGUUUAGCAUGCUAUCUGCAAUGCUCCAGCGAAACAGAUUGAACAUAGCCCUUGGUUUGCUAGUUCCAAUGUCUAACAAUAUAAUCUUGUAUGUUACAUAUUAAAUCAAAUAAAUGGAUUUGUCUAAUUCGCCUACUUCUUUGCAUGGUAUAACAUAAUACAUUAGUAAUGUGAAUAUCCUACAUUUCCUCUUAGUUUACCUAUUUUGAAUGAUGUUUGGAAGUCAUGUGAAUGACAGCUCUCUCUACAGAACUUUGUUUAGAUGAUCAAAUGGAUUACACAGGCUGUUACAUUGACUUGGUAAAUAAAGAUGUUAAGAACAAU
Messenger RNA from Oncorhynchus mykiss (rainbow trout), 3290 nucleotides. It is a transcript of the gene micu3b, whose product is annotated as mitochondrial calcium uptake 3b. Gene Ontology annotation, cellular component: uniplex complex. The record is from RefSeq and is a predicted model, not a curated record. NCBI's taxonomy places the organism in Eukaryota, Metazoa, Chordata, Actinopteri, Salmoniformes, Salmonidae. Gene Ontology annotation, biological process: calcium import into the mitochondrion; mitochondrial calcium ion homeostasis. Gene Ontology annotation, molecular function: calcium ion binding.